AUGGCGACAGGUGUGGCAGUCAGGUCUAGUAUCGGUGAUUGGUGCAAAAUAUUCCCUAGUGAACUAAAAUCGGAAAUGCAAUCCCUACUUUUUGUGAAGAAACUGUUCGCAGUUGCAUUGUCAUACGUUUUGUAUUUCAGAAAAAUAUUUGCGGAGUCAGCUUUUCAUGACAAGCAGUUAGAAGAAAUUAAAUUGAAGAUUUUGAAGGAGGGCUAUAAGUUUCCAGGAUCUUCAAAAGUAGUUUACUGGCUCAAAGGUUGCUUUGAUGCCAUUGAUCGUCAAUAUCUCAAAUCAGCAACUCUUGUACUUUAUUCCACUUCUGGCAACAGAUCUGAGUACAACGUAAUUGAGUCAUAUUGCUUCAAGGUAUCAUAUGAAUGGAACAAUCUGUCGUUGAGUGUGACAUCCAAAUCCGAAAGAGAAUCCAGUAGUUUGUGUGAAUUGUCAGUUUGUUCCGAUGAAGGCGUUAAGCUAGCUACUUUGAAUCUCCUAAAGAAUAUAGAGUCGGCUGGGAAAAGAUUAACAAAAUUACCACCAGACCUUAUGAUAACUAUGAAAUUAGAAUAUUACAGUGAGGUUACACCAGAAAAUUACAUUCCACCUGGAUUCAAGCACGCAGAUGAUAUCAUUUUCAACUUUGGUGAAGAUAAUGUCAAUGUGCGAAUGGGUAACGUGAGAACAGUUCAUCAUGGCAUUAAGAUGCACAUACAAACAAAUCGAAGGCUGCUACCGGGAUCUAUAAGAUCUACUCAAUCAACACAAGAAGACAAACCUGUUCAUGACCUAUUGUUAAAUUCAAAAGGUGAAGACAAAUUGAACGAAGAAGAUGAACUCAGUUUAUCUCUUCGACAACAAACAUUAGGAUUCGAUGAAGGUGGAUACGAAGUCUAUGAAGCUCGCUGCCCAUGCGAUGUAAACAAAGAUGAUGGCAUAAUGGUUUUAUGUGAUGGAUGCGGCAAGUGGCAACAUGCGGUUUGCUUUCGAAUUCUGGAGGAACGUGAUGCACCCACUUCACAUAUUUGUGAGAUCUGCGCAAAUUCAAAGCCUGAACUUCUUCAAACUGGAGGCAUCACAGAUGAGACUAUUCAGAAACUGACUGUUGAAGCUAGAAAGACAAUUUGUCUCUUCAGACGCGCAUUAGCCCUGUCUAAAAGUCUUGGAGUGGAGUACGCGGUCGCUCGUGGGAUUUUCAACCGUUUGAUGAAAGAGCAAGUCAUAAAAGGAGCAGGAACAAGAAGAGGUGAAAAACUUGUUGAAAAGGAAUACUUGGAAAGCAUCGUAUUGCCACGCUUUUUCAGUCGUAUCAGUCUGAAUGAAAAACCAUUGGAAACUGCGGUGUCACCUCAACUGUCAACCCAUCAACAAUCAGCCACAAUUCGACAUACACCUGGAAAACGCACGCAGGAUAGUAUUUCCAAAUCGAGUGCGGAGAAGGAGUUUGAAGAAUUGAUCAACGCAAGUCAAGACUCAACGGUAUCACCAAUAUCACAUAAAAUAAGAAAAAUGCAUUUGGCAAAUACACCUAUUGGCGUACUUCCCCAGUGA
Molecule: messenger RNA, 1545 nt
Organism: Heterobilharzia americana
Lineage: Eukaryota; Metazoa; Platyhelminthes; Trematoda; Strigeidida; Schistosomatidae
Source: the annotation of a GenBank genome assembly